Cynocephalus volans (Philippine flying lemur) is the source of this 2302-nucleotide messenger RNA. RefSeq names its product peptidase M20 domain containing 2 (gene PM20D2). Lineage: Eukaryota; Metazoa; Chordata; Mammalia; Dermoptera; Cynocephalidae. Bases 63 to 1388 code for a protein of 441 amino acids. Gene Ontology annotation, molecular function: dipeptidase activity. The record is from RefSeq and is a predicted model, not a curated record. The transcript has 7 exons.
CUGCGGGCCAGGAAGCCGGGGGCGACCGAGCGGAGCGCGGAGGGUAACCGGCUGUGGGCACGAUGAGACCCGGAGAGCAGCGGCCCGUGGAGGGGGGCGCAUGCUGUGGCGUCUCCGAGCUGGAGCUGCUGAAGCUGCGCGCGGCGGAGCGCAUCGACGAGGCGGCCGAGCGGCUGGGGGCCUUGAGCCGCGCGAUCUGGAGCGAGCCGGAGCUGGCCUACGAGGAGCACCAUGCCCACCGGGUGCUGACGAGCUUCUUCGAAAGGGAAUCGCCGGCCGCUUCCUGGGCGGUGCAGCCGCACUACCAGCUGCCCACGGCCUUCCGCGCCGAGUGGGAGCCUGCGGGGGUCCAGGAGCCGAGCGCCGCGCGGCGGCCGCUGCACCUGUGCUUUCUGUGCGAGUACGACGCGCUGCCGGGCAUCGGCCACGCCUGCGGCCACAACCUCAUCGCCGAGGUCGGGGCGGCGGCCGCGCUGGGCGUAAAGGGGGCCCUGGAGAGCCUCCCCGGGCCGCCUCCGCCCGUGAAGGUAAUUGUCCUGGGAACCCCUGCAGAAGAAGAUGGUGGUGGCAAAAUUGACUUAAUUGAAGCAGGGGCUUUUAAAAAUCUUGAUGUUGUUCUUAUGGCCCAUCCAUCUCAAGAGAAUGCUGCUUAUCUACCAGAUGUCGCUGAACAUGAUAUGACUGUGAAAUACUAUGGAAAAGCAUCUCAUGCUGCUGCUUAUCCCUGGGAAGGAGUAAAUGCAUUAGAUGCUGCUGUUCUUGCCUACAACAAUCUGUCUGUGUUAAGACAGCAAAUGAAACCAAACUGGAGAGCUCAUGGUAUAAUAAAAAAUGGUGGUGUAAAACCCAAUAUCAUUCCCUGUUAUUCUGAAUUAAUCUAUUACUUCCGUGCACCCUCAAUGAAAGAACUUCAAGUUUUGACUAAAAAGGCAGAAGAUUGCUUCAGAGCUGCAGCUAUGUCUACAGGGUGCACAGUAGAAAUUAAAGCUGGAGCACAUGAUUAUUACAAUGUUCUUCCCAAUAAAAGUCUUUGGAAAGCUUAUAUGGAAAAUGGAAAACAGCUGGGAAUAGAAUUUAUUUCAGAAGAUACAGUGUUGAAUAACCCUUCAGGAUCUACUGAUUUUGGAAAUGUUACUUUUGUGGUUCCUGGGCUUCAUCCGUAUUUUUACAUUGGAUCCAAUGCCUUGAAUCAUACUGAACAAUACACCGAAGCUGUGGGUAAGUGUUCUGCAGGAUCACAAGAAGCUCAGUUCUACACUUUGCGUACAGCCAAAGCUCUGGCAAUGACUGCAUUGGAUGUUAUUUUUAAACCAGAGUUGCUGGAAAGAAUCAGAGAAGACUUUAAAUUGAAACUUCAAGAAGAACAGUUUUUAAAUACAAUAGAAUAAAAGGAAGAUUUAGGAGCUACUUAUGAAUUAUCAAGACAGGAUGAUUUUUUUUCUUUAAUCUUUUUUAAUGAAGAAGGGCAUACUUGUUUUUCAGUCUUAAAGGAGUUAAAUUCCUCUUGCCUGUUAAGUGAGGGCAGGAUGUGGAGAAAACAUAUUACCUCAUCUAAAAUGAAAAUUUUUGAAAAUCUAUACUUGAUGGAAUUGUGAUAUUUCAGGAGCUGUAUGUGAUGCCAUUUCUUAAGCUGGACAAUAUGUGGUUUAUCAGUGAUAAUAUGUUGUAUGAGUGUAUAGUAAAAGGUCCAAGAGAUUUCAAACCUUAUAAUCAGAAUUGACACCCAUGAAAGUUUUGUCGUAUAGCGUAAUAAAUUUAUUCUCUAAAGUUUUAAAAUUCAAGUGCUAAAUUUAGGCAAAGUUUGUUUGGAAUAUCUGACUAUCUGUUUUGGUUUAGAGAACCUCUUCAUUUAUAAUAAAAGUAGACUUUUAAUCAGAAUUGCUUGUGGGAAACAACUAGAAACUCAGGUACAAGUAAUCUUUAGUUUUACCAUAUUUUUUUUUUUUUUUUUUGUCUUUUUCGUGACCGGCACUCAGCCAGUGAGUGCAUCAGCCAGUCCUAUAUAGGAUCCGAACCCGCGGCAGGAGCGACGUCGCGCUCCCAGCGCCGCACUCUCCCGAGUGCGCCACGGGCUCGGCCCUAGUUUUACCAUAUGAAGGAAAAAUGAGAAUUUUUUUUUAAACAUAUAGUUAACUCUGCAAAAUGGCAUUAAAGUAAUUCCUAAUUCAAUAUAACAGUAACAGAUUUACAACAACAUGGAUGGACCUUGAGAGAAUUAUAUUAAGUGAAACAAGUCAGGCACAGAAAGAAAUACCACAUGUUCUCACUUAUUGGUGGGAGCUAAAAAUAAAUAUAUAAAUUC